AUGAGUGCAUCGGGGCAGGAGAUCUUGCUCAACAUUGCACAGUGGCUAGAUCAAGAUAUCUCAAUAGACAGGAUCUCUGAUCUAUCUCUCGUUUUACCAGUACACUCAGAACUUACACAUUUGACUCAGAUUUACUUGGAAUCUUGCGAAUCUCCUAUCAAUUUUGAUAAACUGCAACCAACGCCUGAAUUGCAGAAGAUUUUGCUCGCUAUUUGGAGAUUCACGCAAUGCGAUCCUGGAUUAGUCAAACACUGGCAGUUGCUCCCCCUUAUUCACGUAAUUAGCACACACGAAGACCAGGCAGUUAGGCUUCUCUCAACUUGGAUUAUCACUAGCAUUUACGAUCUCUCUAUAAAAUCUAGGAACGUCUUACUUGGAAAAUUCGUUGAUUUCUCUAAGGUCAUCCCCCUCAGAGAUGGCUCUUCCCUCAGAGAAGACGGUCAAUUGGGAGAUAAUGUCGUUGACGCUAGAAAUUUAUUAUUAAUCGAAGAAGCACGUAUUAGCAACUACAAACAGUCAUUAAAAUGUACAUCAGAUAUUAGCAUCGACACAACCAAUAACUUAUCACUUCUUGCAUCAAACGUUCUCAUUUCUAGACAAUCAAAACAUGCACCUCAAUCUAAUUAUAUACCUACACCCGCACUCGAGUCCUCAUUGAUCGAUUUCUCGAUAGCGUACUCAACUAGGCUCCCAACUAUUCUUUCCUCCCCACCUUCAUCCGGAAAGUCUACGAUCAUCAACCACCUCUCAUCCGUUGUUCAUCCACCGACCACCACACACCCCCACAUCCUCACCAUUCACGCUGCCGAUCCUUCCUUGGAUCCUAAAGCCUUGCUAGGAUCUUACGUUUCCACUCCUCAAGGUACAUUUGCAUAUGUCGAGGGCGCGCUCGUAAAAGCUGUUCGAAGCGGUAUGUGGGUUGUCAUCAGGGAUAUCGACCGAGCAUCACAAGACUUCAUGUCAAUCAUCUCAAAACUCGCUCAAUCACUCGGUCCAACCAAGAAAUUAGCCGCUAGAGCUGUGCUAUCCAUCCCUGGUCGCAAUUCAGUCACCGCGCAUCCAGAUUUCAGACUGAUGGCUACAAAAUCUACAACCCUUCAAUCAAGUUUCCUCGGUUACUCACAUUGGUUUGAAGUCAACAUACCUGAGCCAUCAAUAGAGGAUGUUACGACAAUUGUAGCCGGUACAUUCCCUAAAUUAUCAGACGUUGCUAGUAAUUUUGUCGGCGUUUGGCAAACGGCUAAGGAAGCAGCAAAGAUUAUGAGAACGGAUAUCAAAUCAGGCGCAGAAAGACCACUUGUUUUGAGAGAUCUCUUCAGAUGGGUGAGGAGAAUAGAAAAGCUUUUUGAAGAAGUCAACAUACAUCCGAAAACAAUUGACGAUCUCACUCGUAAUCCUAUAGUACAAGAGGAGAUACUGAUUGAAGCAAUUGAUGUCUUCUACGCACAUAAACCAGCUCAACCUGCGAUCGCCGUGCUUGAGACUUUAGGCGAUCAAUUACAUGUGAAUUCAGAGCGUAUAAAGUGGAUAGCAAACAGCAGAUCUGCUGACUACAAACAGUCAGAAAGCACUUCUAAUAUUACAAUCGGUCGUACACAGCUUAAGGCAGCUUCUGCGAUGUCGCUUGCUAACAAGUCAAAGUCAACGUUUGCACUGACAAAACCAUCACUCAACCUCAUGGAAAAGAUCGCAGUUGGUGUAUCACAUUCAGAACCUUUACUGUUAGUUGGUGAAACUGGUACAGGUAAGACAACAAUGGUGUCCUAUUUGGCGAAGCACUUGAACAGAAAAUUGGUAUCUCUCAACUUGUCUCAUCAAACUGAAGCUAGUGAUCUUCUCGGUUCUUUCAGACCUCUUGAUCCACGUGCAGCUGCUGUUGAUGUGUGGUCAACGUACGAGGAACUUUUCAAUGCAACAUUCGACACGACAAAGAACAAGGCUUUCACAUCAGCGAUCAGAAAAAGCUACGUUAAUGGGAAGUGGGAGAAAUUAUCCCGUGGAUGGCAAGAAGCUACAAAGAUGGCCCGCAUAAAAUUAUCUAAAGGUCUCGCGAAAGAGGAAAGCAGCACCGAGUCACCGCGGAAGAAGCGCAAGACGAAUGAUCAUUCGGAUAUCAAAGUUUUGUCUCAAUCUUGGGAUGGAUUUGAGAACAAAGUUAAUGAUUUUAUUGUGCAACACGUGAACAAUCUCGGCGGGAAGGCUCGAUUCGUCUUCUCGUUUGUAGAAGGUCCAUUAGUAACUGCUUUGAGAAGGGGCGAUUGGAUUUUGCUUGACGAAGUUAACUUAGCUUCACCAGAGACUUUGGAAUGUCUCUCGUCCCUCGUUGCAUCCCCAAACUCAUCCAUUGUUCUCACCGAGCGUGGUGAUCUUGAAGCUAUCCCGCGUCAUCCAGAUUUUAGGAUAUUUGCCUGCAUGAAUCCAGCUACCGAUGUCGGAAAGCGUAAUUUACCUCAGAAUUUACGCGAGAAGUUUACCGAAAUAUACUCCCCAGCACCAGAUAACGACAAAGACGCGCUUGUUUCUAUCGUAGAUAAGUACAUUGGUCAAUUAAGCGCCGGUGAUAAAGGUGUUGUAAUGGACGUCGCAGAGUUAUACCAUACAACCAAGAUGUUGGCAGAAGCUCAUGAAAUUGCCGACGGUGCAAAUCAGAGACCACAUUAUUCCAUGCGUACACUUGCGCGCGCGUUGUCGUUCGCUGCAACAGUCACACCUAUUUACGGGUUGCGUCGGUCAUUAUGGGAGGGUUGGAUUAUGGCAUUUACGAUGCCUCUAUCUGAGAAGAGCGCAAAUGUCGUCAAAGCACUGGCUGAGAAGCAUAUUGUGAACCGUGCGAAAAAUCCUCGCACAGUUUUGAACUCAGCACCACCAAAACCAACAUCUGACGAUUACCUAGGUCUUGGUAGCUUCUGGUUAGAGCGUGGUCCUCUGCCACUCGAAGUCGAUGAAGGAUACAUUCUCACCCCAUCAGUGCAAGCUAAGCUGAUUGAUCUUGCACGCGUCGUCCUCACACGUCGAUUCCCUGUCCUUAUCCAAGGUCCUACUUCAGCCGGUAAAACCAGUGCUGUUGAAUACCUCGCUAAGCGCACCGGGCAUUCCUUUGUCCGUAUUAACAACCACGAGCACACUGAUCUCCAGGAAUACCUCGGUACAUAUGUCUCAGACCCUGAUACGGGAAAAUUCGAAUUCCAAGAGGGUGUUCUCGUCCGUGCGUUAAGAAAUGGUGAUUGGAUCGUCCUCGAUGAACUCAACCUUGCCCCAACGGAUGUUUUGGAAGCACUGAACAGAUUGUUGGAUGAUAACAGAGAACUUGUCAUACCAGAAACUGGUGAAGUCGUUAAACCACAUCCUCACUUUAUGUUGUUUGCAACACAAAAUCCUCCGGGGUUGUAUGCAGGUCGUAAAGUUCUUUCUCGUGCAUUCAGGAAUAGAUUCCUCGAAGUACACUUCGACGAUGUUCCUCAAGAUGAACUUGAAACGAUUCUUUGCCAGCGCUGUAAGAUCGCUCCAUCAUACGCGAACAAGAUUGUAGCUGUUUUCCGCGAACUCCAGCGCAGAAGACAAGCUGAGAGAGUCUUUGAGACUAAACAGAGUUUCGCAACGCUUAGAGACCUCUUUAGAUGGGCUAAGAGGGAUGUCAUCGGAUACCAACAACUAGCAGAGAAUGGUUACAUGCUCCUAGCCGAGCGUGCUCGUAGACCUGAUGAUAAGGUGGUCGUCAAAGAGGUUGUCCAGGAUGUCAUGAAGGUCACUAUCGACACCGAAAAUCUUUACAAUUUGUCAGAAAGCGAUAUGACAGAGAAGCUCGGAUGUGUGUUGAAAGAAGAUGCAGGAAUGGUAUGGACAAAAGCAGCAAAGAGAUUGUUUAUCCUAGUAGCCAUGGCGUUGAAAUACGACGAGCCAGUGUUAUUGGUCGGUGACACAGGUACUGGUAAGACAUCUGUAUGUCAAGUACUCGCAGCCGCACUCAACCAGCGUCUUCGUGAUAUUUCAUGUCACGAAAAUAUAGAAACGGCUGAUAUCCUUGGUGGACAGCGUCCAAUUCGUAAUAGAGCUGCUCUCCAAUCGCAGAUAAUCACGGAUGCAAGAGAGUUGCUUGGUGAAGGAGCAGGCGAAGAUGUUGACGAAAUCAGUAAUGCACUUAAUGAAGCUCGACGCGAUCAGGAUGCAUCACAAGAUAAAGUCGAUAAGAUUGUUGAUCUCCAAUCUAAAAUCAAGCAUGCAACAGCACUUUUUGAAUGGCAUGACGGUCCUCUCGUUGAAGCCAUGCGCAAUGGUGAUCUCCUACUGAUGGAUGAGAUAUCGCUGGCAGAUGACGCCGUUCUCGAACGUCUCAACUCUGUCCUCGAACCAUCUCGUUCUCUCGUAUUGGCUGAACGAGGUGGAAAGGAUAUUGAGCAACUUCAAGUAACUGCAUCAACUGGCUUCCAGAUUAUCGCUACUAUGAAUCCUGGAGGUGAUUUCGGUAAAAAGGAACUCUCGCCAGCCCUUCGUAACCGUUUCACAGAGAUUUGGGUACCGGCUAUUGAUGAUCACGAUGAUCUGGAGAUGAUUAUCAAGCGUUCGUGGAACAAUUCAAGCUUAGAUGAGUUGGCACCAAAGAUGCUCGAAUUCGUUGCAUGGUUUACUCAUCACAACUUCGGUGGUGGUGGUAUUUCAACCACUAGUAUCGGUUUACGUGAUUUGAUUGCAUGGGCUAAGUUCCUUGAUUAUGUUACGAAGUGGCUCGACCCUCAACAGGCAUUUGUACAUGGUGCUGCAUUGUCGAUAUUUGACGGACUUCACUUUCAUGCUCAAGAGAAAUGCCUUGAGAAGGCUAUUUCUAGCAUUGGGGCUUCUUCAGAUGUCAUCUCGUUGCAAUCAAGUGUUUCUGAUACCAGCGAAUCAUUCUCUAUUGGUCCGUUCAGUGUCACCAAAGGCAAUUUCGAGACAUCAAACAAAGGCUUCAGUUUUAUGGCUCCUACGACUCGUCUCAAUGGAAUGAAAGUCUUACGUGCACUUCAAGUUCCAAAGCCAAUUUUGUUAGAAGGUAGUCCAGGUGUUGGUAAAACCAGUCUGAUCGCGGCUCUUGCCGAUUCAACCAGUAGACAUCUCGUCCGUAUCAACUUAUCAGACCAGACGGAUUUGAUGGACUUGUUCGGCUCAGAUCUGCCUGUAGAAGGAGGAAAGCCUGGAGAAUUUGCCUGGCGGGAUGCCGCAUUCUUGAGCGCUAUGCAGGAAGGUCACUGGGUUCUAUUGGAUGAAAUGAACUUGGCUUCACAAUCCGUACUUGAAGGUCUUAAUGCUGUUCUUGACCACCGUGGUUCGGUGUUCUUGCCCGAACUUGGUAGACACUUCAACAAACAUCCUUCAUUCCGUGUGUUCGCAGCCCAGAAUCCUUUGCAACAAGGUGGUGGUCGUAAAGGUCUUCCUCAAUCCUUCUUGAAUAGAUUUUCAAAAGUUUACGUUCAAGAACUGACAGCAGAGGACCUUCUGAUUAUUUGCCAGCAGCUCUACCCAUCUUAUCCAAAGGACAUACUUGCCAAGAUGAUCGAGUUCAAUAGUCGUUUGGAAGUGGAAAUAGUACAUAAGCGUGCGUUUGGUCGUGAUGGUGCGCCAUGGGAAUUUAACCUCAGAGACAUCCUCCGCUGGCUCCAAUUGUUGCAUAUUCCAUCAUCCGUCGAGAAGUCAGAAAGAAAGCCAAGUGAUUACUUAUAUAGUAUCUAUCUCAGUCGUUUGAGGACGGACUACGAUAGACAGUCGGCAGCAAACCUCUUCAAAUCAAUCUUCAAUGAGCCAUUCUCACUCAGCAGACCACCAUAUCUCAUUUCAGAUAGCGAAGUACAGAUUGGAAAUGCGCACAUCGCUCGUGGUGAUAAGUACACUACGGCAGUAUCACCUACGAUCACCUUACAAUCACAUUUACAUGCGCUUCAGACCCUCACUCGUACGUUUGAUAUGGGCUGGUUAGCCAUAGUCGUGGGUCAAGCAGCCACCGGUAAGACAAGUCUUGCUAGACACUUUGCUGCUCUUUCCGGACGUAAGUUACAUGAAUUUGAUAUGAAUGCUGGUGUGGACACGAUGGAAUUAUUGGGAUCUUUCGAGCAAGCAGAUGCCACACGCAUUAUCCAGAACGUGCUCAAUAUACUUUUGGAGGAUCUCGAUCAACAUCUCAACAUAAACGUCAAUGAACAGCAAUUUAUGAUCAUUGACACUAACAGAAACAUUGUAAAGGCAGCACAAAUUGAAUUCGCGAAGAAUGGUAAUAAAGCAAUUGAAGUCAUCAAUGAGAGUGUCGCAAAGGUCUUCCAAUCUCAAGUUGGACUGAGCCCUCAAACAUUCGAGCUUGUGAACAAGCUUCUGAAAGAUUACAACGACCAGUCCAGCCAGUCGGAAGCAGGAAGAUUCGAGUGGGUUGACGGGGUUCUUUUGCGUGCUAUGAAGAAUGGUGAUUGGUUGCUUAUCGAUGAUGCCAACCUCUGUAGUCCUUCAGUACUUGAUAGAUUGAAUUCUCUUUUCGAGACAAAUGGUAGUCUCGUUUUGAGUGAACGUGGUAUGGUCAACAACCAAAUUCAAACCAUCAAACCACAUCCAGACUUCAGAAUGAUCAUGACUUUAGAUCCUCGUCAUGGUGAACUCUCGAGAGCUAUGAGGAAUCGUGGUAUCGAAAUUUUUCUCUCACCACCAACUACAUUAGACAAGGAGUCAAUAAGGUCUAUGGCAAGGAUUGGAAGUUCACCAGACUUAUCGUUGAUGGAAAAUGCUGUAAAUGCACAGAAAGUUUCUAGAGGUUUAGUCGCACAGGAGAAACAAGUUUAUUUCAAACCUUGGGUCAAUAUCAGUGCUGUUGAUCCUGACGUCGAGGCAAUCUCUAAGUCUGCACAUGCACUUUCCUGUGGUCUCGACAAAGUCAGUAUCGAUGCUGGUCUUUUGCAGCUUGUGAGAACUCUGAGUCUUCACAGGCUUAAGAGUAGCACUGUGGCCUUGCAAUUGCUCAAGAACGAAAAGCCAGAUAGACUUGUAGAAGUAAUUGACAAGGUUGUACAGUCAUCAUUUGCACAAAGUCGAGGAGUCAAUUCAAGUAUGCCAAUCAAUACACUCGCGUUUGAUUACGGUCUUAGCGACGAUGAAGCACUUUACAUUGGCUAUGUUGUAGAUAUGUGUACGAGGAUGGUUAUUGCAAGUGUUGAUUGGGAGUGGCGCAAGAAGUUUGCUUCUCGAGUAAAUCCUAAAACGUUAACAAUACUAGAUCGUGCUGCUCUUAUUCAAGCUAAAAAGAAUGUGCCUUCAAACACCCCUGAAAAUGUCAACGAAUUGGGUCUAGUUCUUCAGCGCCAAAAGCAACUCGGAAACAUUAUCGAGAGUUUCUCUACGACCCGUGUAGACCUCAACACUCUCAAGUCAUUUGAGCGUCUUGUUGAUCUUCACAUGGAGCUUGAGAAGACAGCAGAUGACAUUCAUUUCGAUUAUUCAGCUAUGCAAGUAGUACUGGAGAUGAUACGUGAAACUUUGACUCAAGUAGAUGCGCCUGAUCAGAUUGAGGCUAUUGAUGCUCUUGCUACAACUGUUGAAAUGAAGAGCGGACAAGGUCUCAACGAAAUCUGGUCAUCUUUACUCCCAGAUAUUCGUGAUGGUCGUGUCGAUGAGUUAAUUAAGGGUCUCAAAUCCUACAGCAAGAAUUUGAAGCCUGAAAUGAGGGAUUCAUUUGUUGAUAUAUUUGCCUCACUUGGUCUUUCAGACAUUGCCGAAAAUGUCUAUGCUUUAGCCGAUGAUUUACUAAAAGAGCUCUCUUCAAUAUCUGGAAAGCCGAAGGCUCUUGAUGACACUCGCAAGGAUGCUGUCAAUGCCGCUUUUGAUGUCGCACUUGAAACUUCAAUGAUCGACUCACCACAUAUGUUCCAAAUCACCACUACGGCAUUGCUUAAGCGCUUGUCACAAGACCUUCAUGUAGAUCCACUCUCAAUAAUAGGUUUGAAGCAAGCAGUCUGGGUGAUGCAGGUUAAACCAGGCAAAGUCAGCUCACCUAUCUAUUUGAAUAUGCUCAUAUCAUGGAUGGCUCGUACGUGGUCGCUUCAGGAUGGUCACUUUUCGGGUCCUGCUGACUUACUCAGACCACUUACACUCCGUGCGAUUGCUGAAAGGUGCUCUCGUAACAAGAAGAGGUCUGUAAAGGACAUUGGAACAAUUCAUCAAAAUCUUCACAAAGAUGCCAAGGCAUUAGCGCUCAACUCUGCUUCAUACGAUAAACCUCGUCAAUUGGUUUUGAAAAAUGUAUUGGUUACUGUGAUCGUACUGAUGUUCAAUGCAUUUGCAGGCCAUAUCGAUUCCAAUGAAGAUGUCAAAGAGGAAGUACUUAAUGUUGAAUCCACAGAAGACGUGGAUGUCAAUAAGCUUAGAAGAUUAGCAAGCAAAUGUCAACAUAAGGAGUUCAGAGACAUCGCAGAACAUUUGUUAUGUCCUGCUUUGGAAGUAGAAGUGACAGAUAGUCGCAGCAUCAGCAAAGCUUGGAUCAACGUCUCAAUUGCUUGCUUGAAUCUCUACAUUCCUAACUUCGCUCUUGAUCCGUCUGUGCCAGCUCAAUCAAAACGUUCAUUUGGACAACGUAGAGAGGAAAGACUCAUUGCUGAAUUAGAGGCCGCAAAGGAAUAUGAGAGGAUUACAUCAGGCAAUGAGUCGAACGCACUUAUCAAGUUCAUUGAAGACCGUUUGGCAAGUGUUCGCUCAGAGUCAACUUAUUCGACUGGUGUGACUGUUCACCGCUCUACUGAUCUCUCACUCCUCACUGCUCUUUACCAAGAGUUACAUCACUUCGCUAACCAAGCUUAUGCAUCCGAUCGUUUCAUAACGUUAGUUGAUAAGAUUGAAUCAUCUUUGGAUGAUCAAGUUUUAUUCCAAGAGCAGACUAUUCAGAGCAAUAUUGAAGGGUUUUUGAGACGUCUUGAUGGUGUUUAUGCGUUCUAUGAGGACCUCAUCCACCCUAUAAGGCUUUUCCUACAUGUCCUCAGAGUUGGUUUACGUACGCUCACUCAUACGUGUCGUGUUCAAGAUCCUAGAUUACUUGGGGAUGCGGUACCGAUUAAUUCAGUGGUCAAGGAUGUCGCUCGCUUUUCUCUCGUAGCAUCACUCGAACAUUUACAAUCAAAUGAUUUACCUGAGGAGUCAAUGCCAAACUCUGAUAAUACCUCGCCUCCAACAAAGCUUCUUUUGCUUGACUUAUCAGCGCUAGCAUUUGAAGAAAAACUUGGUCUUUCGCAAGAUAAGGAUGUUCAAAGAUACGACCGUGCUUGUGCUGCGCUCUAUGAGCGCUGGAGCGCAGACAGACAAAGAGAGCAACUCGCGGCUGAAGAAGCCACAUCCCUUUACAGGCCACACAAUCUUGACGAAGAAAUUCUCGACGACGCUGAAGCAGAAGAAGCCGAAUUCAAAGCAUUGUUCCCAGAAUUUGAUGAUGUCUUAAACGUUGACACUGCCGCAGCUAAAGCAGCUGGUAUAACAACUUCAGAUGCUCAAACACUUGUCACAAAGGAAGAUAUCUUAGCAGUUUAUCAACUCCAUUUGGCAAUUUGCGGUGGUAUUUCAGACGACUCAUUUGCUGAACGUCGUAACAAUCUCAUCAAAGACUCAGUCGUGUCCACAUUCGCCACGCUCUCCAAUGAAUUGGAUCAUCAAACAUAUAGUAUCCAAGUUGGUCUUCUUGCAGAUCAGAUUAGACAAUUCGAGUCUGCAGGUGAUAUUGCAUCGUUUAACUUCUACCAUGAUGCAGAUAUUGCACAAAACAGACUUGCUAGAGACGUCGUUGAAAGGUUGUCACAGCGUCUGUUGCAAAUAUUUGAAGACUGGCCUGAACAGCUCAUUCUUCAACAUCUUAAUGAACGUUGUGAAGCUAUUUUGCGUAUGGACUACAGAUGCCCACUAGCUGGUAUGCUUAGUGCACUUGAGAUGUUGUUGAUGCAAACAGAAGAUUGGGAGAGUAACGCCAGUAGAGAAGUUUCACUGCGCGAUAACAGAGAUGAGAUCGUCGGUCUCAUUGUCUCUUGGAGACGUAUGGAGCUUGCAACUUGGGCUACCCUCUUAGAGCGCCAGGAAUUGAUGUUCAAGAACGACUUAAGCGUUUGGUGGUUCAGAUUCUAUGAAACUAUUGUCCACGGAUUGGAAGCAGCUUCAGCUUCAGAGGACUCGGAGCAACAAGUAACCAAACACUUGUCAACAGUCGUCGAACUUCUUGACAAGUUCCUUUAUUCAAGUUGGAGUGGACAUUAUUCACCUAAACUUGCUCUAGUCAAGUCAUUUGCUGAGUUGUUGGACAGACUCUCAAGCUUGCGCUCAUAUGAUGCUUUCAAGAGAGCAUCUAAGCUCUUGGGAGGUAUUUACUCCUACUAUUCUCAAUUCGAACAACGUAUAAAUGAGAAUAUGCAAAGCAAGCGUGAUGAUUUAGAAAGGAAAAUCCAGGAUUGGAUCAAGAUGGCUAGUUGGAAGGAUGUCAAUGUCUUUGCUUUACGCUCUAGUGCUCAAAAGACUCACCGUCAACUCCAUAAGAGUAUUAGGACGUUUAGAGAUAUUCUUAACCAACCCGUCGAGUCCUUCUUGUCUCAAGACUCAGAAAACAGAGCGCCAAUAAUGUUGUCAUCAAGACCAAUUACUUUGCUUUCCUCAAACACCUUAGAAGAGCUGGAUGAUGGUUCACAAAGACCUAUCGCUCCAGAUCAAAACCAUCUUCGUUCACUACCAUCCCUCUAUGAGAAAUUACAGCAAAAGCUAUCAGUAGUUGGUGGUGAGAAUGAUACAGAAGCUCUUGAUGAUCUUUCAACAACCAUCAUUGAAAAGACUCAGGAAUUCCGUAAAGCAACACCAAUGCAUAUUACUGAAGAAAACAAGAGUACUGUCAAGUCGCUCACCGCUCAAAAGCAUAGGGCUUGGGGCGAUUUACUGAAGGAACUCAAACGUUUGGGUCUUUCACCAAAUCUUAGAGCUGACUUGGCUAGCUUAUUGAGAGAUUCGUCCAGGUUAUUCCAGCUUCCUAAUCUCACUGGAUCAAUAAGUGAAGGCGCCGCUCUGAGUGAUACUUUACGCGAUUUGAUUCCAAAAGCUGACAAUUAUAACUACCGCGUUUUGGCCUUGUUACCUCGUCUGAGAGUUUCACUUGCUAUGCAUGCUGAAGACAUAUCUACGAGGGAUUUGACACGUGCUCUGAACUUUGUCGAAAGUGCUAUGGCUAUAGCUGUGAAGAAUACACAACUAUUUUCACGUACUUUGCAAUCGUACAACACUGUCACUAGUCUCACUGAGAGACUCAUGGAUUUCGACUCAUCGAAUGAGCUUGCAGACAGUCAAUAUAAUUGUGCCCAAGUAGUCUCUUUAAAGAAUUUCUUUAUCUCUGCACAGAACGUGUUCAAUGACGCUUUGAAGAGUAUCCAAGAAUAUUUACAGAUCUCAAAGGCAGCUAGUCACACCUCAAGUGAGCCAAUUUAUGAGACUGUGACAUCACUUCAAGGAUUUGUGUCUUCCACAAACGAUGUCGCGAUGAAAUUAAGUGGCUUGCAAGCUAUGUUACACGGUUAUAGCUUAUUCACUAAGGAUAACGUUGCACUCAUCGAACGAUCAUUCCAUGAGCUCUCAAAGUAUCCUCAGGUGAUAAAGGAACUUAUCAUUAAGACUCCAUCACUUUCACAUGUUCUCAAACCAACAUUAGAAUGGCUCGAUGAGAAAUCAGAUGUACUUAGAGUACAAGAAGCCUCGAAUAGAAAUGCAGAUAUUAAGAACGUUUGGUUACAAAGUGAUGCACUCAUCAACAGCGUCCUUAUUGUUGCCCAAUCAGUGAAAGAACCUCAAGGACUUGCAAAUGAGGAUUUGGAUCUUACCGAAAAUGCCUUUGGAAUCGCUGAGACCUCUCUUAAACAGCUUGUCAGAAUUGCCAGAGUAGAAAGCAUUACUGGAGAAAUCAACAAGUUGUUUGACCUUCUCUCAAGAUCACCUUCCCAACAUAUCAAUUCAUCCUCAGUGGCUUUGAAGCGCUCAGUUCCAUUUAUUAGACAAUACAUCAAAUGGUUGUCCAACGAACUUGAUAGAAUGAUGAGUUGGCACAAAGCUAGUCUCAAGUUCGCUCAUAUCCUUGCAUCAACAUUCUUGUCUGUUGCUGAGAAAGGUUUCUGCAAACCAGAUGAGAAGGAUAAUGGCGAAAGCGAUGAACAAGGUGAUGGUAAACUUGAAGAGGGUACAGGCUUGGGUGAAGGUGAAGGAGCUGAGAAUAUCUCCAACCAGAUCCAAAAUGAAGAACAAGUUGAAGGUCUCAAAGAUGAAGGAGGGGAAGGUGACGAGAAGAAUGACGAUGAAAAGGAGAAGACCGAAGCUGAAGACCAAGCUAUUGAAAUGAAUGAAGACUUCGACGGUGAUCUCGACGAUGCUUCUGACAGAGAUGGCGAAGAAGGUGAAGAAAGAGACGAAGAGAACAUGGACGAACAGAUGGGAGAUGCUGAUCCACUCGAUCCUGGCGCCGUCGACGAAAAGAUGUGGAAUGAUGAGAACGAUCAGGAGAGCGGAGAUAAAGAUGACCAUGUUGACAAUGAUGCUAAAGGUCAAGGAGAAUCUGAGACUGUUGCUAAUGAAGACACGAAGCAAUCAAAUAAAGAGGACAAGCCAGAGCAAGGCGAAGAAGCCGGCGAAGAAGAGGCUGAACAGCAAAACGAAAUGGGCGACGAAAAAGAAGAAAUGCCUGAAGCCCAAGAUGAAGGUCCUGGUGAAGACGAUGAAGGUGCAGGACCAGAUAAAGGUGACCACCUCAACAACGAGUUGCCUGAACCUGAUAUGUUGGAUCUUCCUGAAGGUAUGGAUCUCGAUAAUCAACAGAAAGAGCAAGAAGCUGGUGAAGAUGAGGAUGAUGAAGGUUUCGAGGAUGGUGAAAUGGGUGAAAAUGAUGACAUGGACAAUGCUGGUGAAGAAGAAAAGGGUGAAUCUGAGGAAGGUGGUGAUGAACCGCGCUUAGAGGAAGCUCAAAGAGAUGAAGGUGAAGGCGACGAGAAAGAAAAUGAAGAAGCCAUGGGCGACAAUGAAGAAUCAGAAAAGCCUGAUGCCGAACGCAACGAAGAGAAGGAGGCAGAUGAUGAAGGUGAAGAUGAAAAGGAGCAGGCUACAGAUACCACUGGUGAUCAACCUCAAGCGCAACAACAGGAUGCAUUAGCCGCUCCACAACAAGCAGACAAUGGUGGUGGUAUGGAUGAGGGUAGUCAGGAUGACAGUGGAGCUGCUCAAGGAACCUCUGGUCAGCAAGCAGAAGCAAACACGAACGACGCUUCAAUGCAGCAAACUCAAGACCAGGCUCAGGAGUCUCAGCCAACCGAAUUUGAUCCAGCUUCUCAAGCCCAAGGUCAAAUGGCAACUAAUGAAAAUACCGAAGCUAGUAGAGAUCAGCCGCAAGAUCAGCAAGCAGAUCCUAAUCCACUUCGUAGUUUGGGAGAUGCUAUGCAAGAGUUCAGACGCCGCUUCGACGAGAUCGCGGAAGCUCAAGAGCGGCCAUCUGAAGGUCAAGAAAAAGGUCAAGAAGAACAGAUUAAGGAUGACCAACCGCUUGAGUACGUAAAGGAGGGUGAUGAAGAUGCCAAUGAUACACAAGCACUUGGUGCAGCACCUGAGGAACAUGUGGAGAAACUCAACGAUCUUCAAAUUGCAGAUGAAGAAAAAGAAGCUGAACGCGAUGCUGAAAUGGACUUUGAUGAUGAUGAACAGGUGAAGAAUGAAGCAGGCUCAUCUAAUCAAAUGAAGCAGAUUGACACUGAUGCCAAAGCGCCUGAAGCUGACGAGGGUCAACCCGACGCUAUGAACGUCGACGAGAAGACUGAAGAACGCAUCAAAGAAGAACAAGAUGAAGAUAUGCUCGCAAGCGAUUCAGAGGAGAAGGAAGAGAUCGAUCAAGCUGCUGAAUUGAAAUUAAUGGAAUGGACCACCAGUGGCGAAAAACGUGACUCUAAGGAUGUUUGGAAGAUUUACGAAUCAAUGACAAGAGACCUUUCAUUUGGAUUGUGCGAACAGCUUCGUCUUAUUCUUGAGCCAACUCUUGCAACUAGACUCAAAGGUGACUAUAGAACCGGUAAAAGACUCAACAUGAAGAAGAUCAUACCAUACAUUGCUUCUGAAUUUACGAAGGACAAGAUAUGGUUGAGACGUACUAGACCAUCUAAGAGAGAAUAUCAAGUAUUAUUAGCCCUUGAUGACUCUAAGUCCAUGUCCGACGUCCACACGAUUCAUUUAGCCUUCCAAUCACUCGCACUUAUAUCAAAAGCUCUCACCACACUCGAAGUCGGAUCUAUCGCUAUUUCCAAGUUUGGUAAAUCCAUGGAUAUACUGCAUAGCUUCGAAGAUGGUAUAUUUACGGAUGAUGAAGGUGCCAAGGUAUUAGACAGUUUCACAUUCGCUCAAACAGAGACUAAUGUGCACUCAUUGGUUGAUACAUCACUCAAUAUGCUUGGAGACGCUAGAGAAGGGCAACGCGAUGAAGAGUUACACCAACUCAUGUUCGUGCUGUCUGAUGGUAUCUGUUCAAACCAUGAGAAGAUGGCCAGAUUGCUCAGACGUGCUCAAGAAGAUAAGGUCUUGAUCGUAUUCGUCGUUCUUGACUCGCUCAAACAAGAAUCAAACUCGAUCCUGAACAUGACUCAAGCUAGUUACAAAAUGGCGGAUGGUAGACCUCAGUUGAGUGUGGAAAGGUAUAUGGAUACGUUCCCAUUCCCAUACUAUGUCGUCGUUAGAAACAUAGACACUUUGCCUGACAUUUUGUCGUCAACCCUCCGCCAAUGGGCGGAAGCAUUGGCUAGUACAAGGAGUUAAGAUUAGAAUUAUAGACAUAUUUAUUUACAUUGCUAUUUAUUUCACUGUAAAAUCAUAAAUUUUUUCAUUAUC
Wallemia mellicola CBS 633.66 is the source of this 14865-nucleotide messenger RNA. Its product is annotated as midasin. The record is from RefSeq and is a predicted model, not a curated record. Gene Ontology annotation, cellular component: nucleus; preribosome, large subunit precursor. NCBI's taxonomy places the organism in Eukaryota, Fungi, Basidiomycota, Wallemiomycetes, Wallemiales, Wallemiaceae. Gene Ontology annotation, biological process: rRNA processing; ribosomal large subunit assembly. The coding region runs from base 1 to 14793 and encodes 4930 amino acids. Gene Ontology annotation, molecular function: ATP binding; ATP hydrolysis activity. The transcript is spliced from 13 exons.